AGUUACUUUUACUUUCAAUUUCAGUUUUAACACAUUAGAAGGUAGAAAUUUAUAACUUGCUCAGUUUUUUCCAGCUUUUAUAAAGGAAGGAAUAGAAGGUGGAAGGAACAAGUGAGCAACCAGUGAGCUGCGGAGAGCUAACUGUUCUUGGACCCCUGGUGCUGCAGAGAAGGAGCUUUCCUAGGUUGGCAGGUUGUCAUGGCAUCUGGACCCAAUAUGACGGCCCCCAUUUGUCUGGUGGAAAACUACAAUAUGCAGCUGUCAGUGAACCCAACAGCUAUACAGAUUCUUGAAAAGAUUUCUCAACCAGUAGUGGUGGUGGCUAUUGUAGGACUGUAUCGUACAGGCAAAUCCUAUUUGAUGAAUCGUCUUGGAGGACAGAACCGAGGUUUCCCUCUGGGAUCUACAGUGCAGUCUAAAACCAAGGGCAUCUGGAUGUGGUGUGUGCCUCACCCCACCAAGCCAAACCACACCCUGGUCCUUCUGGAUACUGAGGGCCUGGGUGAUGUGGAAAAGGGUGACCUUAAGAAUGACUCAUGGAUCUUUGCCCUGGCUGUGCUUCUGUGCAGCACCUUUGUCUACAACAGCUUGGGUACCAUCAACCACCAGGCACUGGAGCAGCUUCAUUAUGUGACAGAGCUCACAGAACUAAUCAGGGCAAAGUCCUCCCCCAAAAGGGAUGAAAUUGAAGACUCUGCAGAAUUUGUGAGUUUCUUUCCAGACUUUAUCUGGGCUGUACGGGAUUUCACACUGGAGCUGAGGUUAAAUGAUCAUCCUAUCACAGAAGAUGAGUAUCUGGAGAAUGCUUUGAAGCUGAUUUCAGGCAAAAAUUCCAGAAUCCAAGCAUCCAAUAAACCGAGAGAGUGCAUCAGGCAUUUCUUUCCAAAACGGAAGUGUUUUGUCUUUGACCGACCAACAAAUGACACAAAACUUCUAGCCAAUAUUGAGAAUAUACCUGAAAAUGAACUGGAUCCCAAUUUCCGGACACAAUCAAACAAUUUUUGUUCUUACAUCUUCACCCACGCAAGGAUCAAGACUCUCAGAGAGGGACUUAUGGUCACUGGGAAUCGGCUGAGGACUCUGGUGGUGACCUAUGUGGAUACCAUCAAUACUGGAGCAGUUCCUUGUUUGGAGAAUGCAGUGACAACUCUAGCCCAGCUUGAGAAUUCUGAGGCUGUGCAGAAAGCAGCCAGCCACUAUAGUGAGCAGAUGGCCCAGCGACUGAAGCUCCCCACAGACACGCUCCAGGAGCUGCUGGGUGUGCAUGCAGACUGUGAGAGGGAAGCCAUUGCAGUGUUCAUGGAGCAUUCGUUCAAAGAUGAAAAUCAGACAUUCCAGAAGACUCUUGUGGAACUAAUAAAGGAUAAGAAGGAGCAUUUCUUGCAGCAGAAUGAAGAGGCAUCAGUUAAAUACUGCCAGUCUAUCCUCGAUCAGAUUUCAAAGCCCCUAAUGGAAAGUAUUUCAGCAGGAACUUUCUCUGCUCCUGGAGGACACAAACUCUACAGGCAAGCAAAGGAAAGUAUUGAAUGGGACUAUUCACAAGUACCCAGGAAAGGAGUGAAGGCAAAUGAGGUCCUCCAGGGCUUUCUGCUGUCACAGGCUUCAAUAGAGGAAUCUAUCUGGCAGGCAGAUAAAGCCCUCUCUGAUGGGGAGAAGGCCAUAGCAGCUGAGCGGGCCUGUAAGGAGGCAGCUGAGAGGGAACAAAACCUGCUAAAACAGAAACUACUAGAACAGGAACAGCAGAUAGAGGCACAACAGAGGAGUCUCCAGGAAAACAUAGCUCAACUGGAAAAGAAGCUGGAGAGGGAGAGAGAAAACAUAAUAAAAGAACAGAAUAUGAUGUUGGAGCAUAAGCUGAAGGUCCAACGAGAUCUGCUCAAUGAAGGAUUUAGAAAGAAAUCUGAAGAGAUGAAUGAGGAAAUAAGGCAGUUGAAAUAUAGGAUUGAAACUACUGAAAAUAGUCCCUCAUUUUUACAAGUCUUGGAGAGAUUUGGUAGUGAGAUUGUUUCAAUAUUUACUUCUCCUGGUAGAAUUAUUGGUACUAUUAUAAAAGGUGUGAGCUCACUAUUUAAAAAGAAUUAACUCUUCUUUUAAAGAAAUUUAAAAAUGUAGAUAUAUAUACUCUGGCCUAUUUUUGGCGUGUAUGCUUUUCACUUUUAUUCAACAAAGUUUUAAAUAUAAAAAGUGUCUACAAAAGGAUAUCAAUGCUUGGCCCACAUUAGAUAGAAUAAAUGUAUGUACACUUUGAUAUAGCAUGUUGUUAAGGAAACAUACAUGUGCAAAAUUGUAAAUAUAUAUAAAAUCCACUGAGGUAUCACUUUAAAUGACAAAAGAUUGCUUAAUUAUAUUACUUAAAUAUCUAGCUAUAUAAAUUGGUAAUAUAAAUUGAACAUGUGCCUACACUGGAAUACUAUGUAGCCAGGAAAUAAACUGACAGUGGAGCUCUAUUUGUACAAACACAGAAAAAUCUUGAGUAAAGAAAUAAAGUAUAAAGCAGUAUGUAAAA
This is a messenger RNA of Canis lupus familiaris (dog), 2506 nucleotides long. RefSeq names its product guanylate binding protein family member 6 (gene GBP6). The coding region runs from base 199 to 2082 and encodes 627 amino acids. The record is from RefSeq and is a predicted model, not a curated record. NCBI's taxonomy places the organism in Eukaryota, Metazoa, Chordata, Mammalia, Carnivora, Canidae. Gene Ontology annotation, molecular function: GTPase activity; GTP binding. The transcript is spliced from 11 exons. Gene Ontology annotation, biological process: defense response to Gram-positive bacterium; defense response to protozoan.